Rhodotorula toruloides NP11 is the source of this 795-nucleotide messenger RNA. RefSeq lists its product as uncharacterized. The coding region runs from base 1 to 795 and encodes 264 amino acids. NCBI's taxonomy places the organism in Eukaryota, Fungi, Basidiomycota, Microbotryomycetes, Sporidiobolales, Sporidiobolaceae. The transcript has 5 exons. The record is from RefSeq and is a predicted model, not a curated record.
AUGAACUUGUCCCACCUCACACACGCUCAAGACGUUGAACCGCUCGAGGCUUCUCGCGCCGCUGUAACCAACCGACUCCUCAAUACCUUCCGCAGUGGACCGUUUGAUUCCAGCUUCGACACGCAGCGCGAACCCCUCGAAGCCAUCUUCGUCGUGCUCAUCAAGGAGCUGCAGGUCCAGCUUCUCGGCGUUCCACGCAACGAGGCUCAGUACGUCCCGCAAGGACGGCUCGUGGUUACGCCAGGUCAUGGAACAACGCGCGACCCCGUCGGUAUCUCCAUGCCGGCCGUCCCCUUCAAGGCAAAGCUUGCUGGACGGGGCUCUUCCCGCCGCUACGCCGUGUCCGAGAGUACUGGCGACACGUUCAUGGCCGGCCCUUGCCUCGCGGAGGUCUGGCAGCCUGCGCGGAAAGUUUACGGAUACGCUACAAGGUCGGUGGGGAAGGAGAUGGCUCAACACUAUGCGCAGCCAGGCAGCGGACCUUUCAGGAUCAUGUCGGGGCUCUUCCUGCCGGCACACUACGACCUUCCGUACUCCAUCGAUCUCUACGUCUCGCAGUGCGGCAACCCGCUCGAGCACGUCCGCGUCGAACAUCCUCCGCAAACCGUCAUCUUCGACUGCGCCCUCAAGCGACUCCAGGAUGAUGUCGAUCACCCUGUCGUCCAUUUCCGUCUCCAUCUCGCUCUUCCGUCGCAUCGUGGCACAGCGGGAGCGGUGCAGCAGUCGCUCGCCAGCACUUUCGCCGUCGGUACGAGGCGUCGCGGUGAGCCUUCGCCUUCGGUUUUCUCCUGGUAG